Messenger RNA from Tetrahymena thermophila SB210, 1086 nucleotides. Its product is annotated as transmembrane protein, putative. NCBI's taxonomy places the organism in Eukaryota, Ciliophora, Oligohymenophorea, Hymenostomatida, Tetrahymenidae. The transcript has a single exon. The record is from RefSeq and is a predicted model, not a curated record.
AUGAUCAAUUAAAAAAAAAACGCUUUGAAUCUUGUAAUUGCAUCCAUGAUAAUAUUGCUUGGAUGCAGUUAAGCCUUUGCUUCUAAAGUUACUCUACCUUUGAAGUAGUAUGAAGAUGGUGCUAUUUACUUUUAAGUAAAGUAUGGGCCUUAAAAAUGCGAAAUGGAUAUCUUCCCUGUAUUCAGCGAAGAUUGCUAUAACAUUAUUUCUAAUCCCUCACACUAGACUGACGUUUGUGGAGCUAAAUAUAUCGGAGAUGAUAGUUUCUCUAAAAAUCCUAAUUACUCUACUGAAUUCGAUUUAGGAAAUAUUAAGACAAAUCUUAAAUUCGUUACCUCAAACUAUUAUGACUAAGUCGGAAAAAGAUAACUCUGCUUUUCUUUCUAGAGGUUUAAAUAAGACAAUUUAAUUGUUGAAUUAUUUGAAAAUAAAGUUAUUUAGAAUCAAAUAACUUACGUUAACUUGAACAGUACUACUUUGUAGAACGUUGGAGAUGCAGUUGUUGGAACUAUUGAUAUUGGAGAACCAGAUGCAUCUUUGAUUAAAUAAGGUGCCUCUUUCAUUGAAUUAGCAGUCUACUCCAUUCCUGAUAGUCUAUAUUACAGCGCUUACUGCUAAGGUGCUUUAUACUCUGACUAACCACUAGGAGUAUAUGUUUAUGCUCAUUUUAAUUUAGACUCUCCCUUCACUUAACUACCUAGUGAUUCUGUAAAUCAAAUCCUUAAAGUAUUUGACUAAAAGAAUAUUAAAUACAGAACUGAAUAAAUUAUCAUUUCAAAGCCUGCUGACAUCUUUUUACCAUCUGUUGAUUAAAUAGAGCCUUUAUACAUUUACCUCAAAAACAGAUAUGGAAAAAUUUACACUGUUACACUAUAACCCUACUAGCUUUAUAGAUAAUUACCCAGUGGUGAAUACUAGUUAUUAAUUUAAUAACAAUUAGGCCAUCUUAACUAUAUCUAAUUCGGUAGUACUGUUUUUGACACUUAUUACAUUGGUUUUGAUUUUUAGAAUGAAUCAGUUCAAAUAGUAGAAAAAGCUCAAAAACAAAAAUCAUCAAGCUUUAGAGGCUCUUACAUUGUCUAAUGA